UUAAAAUAUUGUUGAAUUUGAUUUUAUUAUCAUUGUAUUGUGAUUCAUCGAUUCGCGUGUCCGUGUUAAUGUGUUAUAUUAAUGAUAAUAUAGCCUGUAUUAGUUUAUAAAAUCAGUUUAUUUUUUACAUUUUUGCUGAAUUCCAUUUUAAUUUUGACACCGCAACAGUUAAAAGACGUCAGUGCUCAGUCAUUAGUACUCAGUAAAUCUGCAGGCUAAAUUAUGAAUAAUGACAACAAAAAAAGAAAAUUUAAAGGUGGUGCAGAGAAAAAUAGGGAAAAACACCAGAAAAUAUUAAACACUGUGGCCCAACAAUGUCACAAAAUAACUAACAUGUUUUCUUCCAAUACAUCAUGUAAACAAUCUGUAGCCAAAAAUAUUUCUCUACAAGUUAUUCGAGAAAUUGCAGAUGGUUCCAAUAUUGUAAUAGACAACCAUUCUACAAAUAAUUGUUUGGAAUCUGCAGCCAAAAAUGUUUCCACUGAAGUUAUUGAAGAAAAUGCAGAUAUUGCCAAUAUUGUAAUGGACAACAAUUCUACAAAUAAUUGUUUGAAAUCUGCAGCUAAAAAUGUUUCCACAGAAGUUAUUGAAGAAAAUGCAGAUAUUGCCAAUAUUGUAAUGGAAAACAAUUCUACAAAUAAUUGUUUGGUAAAUAAACUUAUUUUUUAAAUCUUGACUUAUGAGUUAUAAGUAGGUAGGUACUUAUUAAUUAUAAAUUAUUAUAAAAUAUAUAUAUAUAUUAUCAUUUUAGCAAUCCGUAGUCAAAAAUGUUUCACUUGAAUUAUUUGAAGAAACUGCAAGUGGAGAUCUAUUGGAUGGUUCAAAUAUAAUUUUUAGAAAUGAUCCUGUUAAUUUUGUUAAUGUUGAACAAUGGACUCUAGAGUUAAAAAAUAUGAUUCUAAGUUUGGGAGCUUGUCAGCCCAAAGAACAAGAUUUAAGCUUGGUGAGUUAUGAAAAAGACCAUCUAAAUAGAAGUUUUCAUUCAGCUUGGUACAACAGAAAGUUAAUUGAUAAUACAUAUGUAAAACGGGAAUGGCUUAGUUAUUCUCCUAAAUUAAAUAAGAUAUUUUGCCUCUAUUGCAUAUUAUAUGGUAAAAAUACCAA
Metopolophium dirhodum (rose-grain aphid) is the source of this 1104-nucleotide messenger RNA. RefSeq lists its product as uncharacterized. The transcript is spliced from 5 exons. Bases 223 to 669 code for a protein of 148 amino acids. Lineage: Eukaryota; Metazoa; Arthropoda; Insecta; Hemiptera; Aphididae. The record is from RefSeq and is a predicted model, not a curated record.